Cylas formicarius (sweet potato weevil) is the source of this 501-nucleotide messenger RNA. RefSeq lists its product as uncharacterized. The record is from RefSeq and is a predicted model, not a curated record. The transcript has 3 exons. Bases 1 to 501 code for a protein of 166 amino acids. NCBI's taxonomy places the organism in Eukaryota, Metazoa, Arthropoda, Insecta, Coleoptera, Brentidae.
AUGAAGUUCCUAGUUUUAAGUUCCGUCUUAACUUUGGCUAUAGCCCAAUUUCCCAGCACAAUAAAACCCUGGACGGGUCCAAUUGCGGAUCACCAAUUAGGUCAUUUACCGGCCGAUACUCCGGAAGUGGCUAUUGCCAAACAACAACACUUGAAAGCUUUUAGCGAUGUUUUGGCUGUACUGCCGGAACUUCCUCCUGAAGAAAGAUACAGGAUGACCGGCCUGCCCCUACCUGUCAUAUUGCAGCUAAUGCAACAAGCCCGUGAACAACUGCACAUUCCAGUUCAUCAUCAGCCAACGCUCUUGCAUCCCGCCGUAGAACCACACCUCCAACCAGUUCACCAUAGGUUAGAUCAGGUAGAGCAUCAGCCAUUGCGCACAACAUUUACCCAAUUCGCAGAAGAAAUACCAAGGAGCCCUAUCGGUGAAGUUCCGGAAGUUCAUGCAGCGCGAUUGGCUCACUUGAAAGCCUACCAAGAAGUGCAAUCCGCACUACUGUAA